GAUUCGGGCAUUCAAAUCGAACUUUUGUAAUUACAAUAAACCUUGUAUUGAACUUUUUAAAUUGUGAGUGCAGAGUAGACUAUUAUGGAUCCAUCCGAGUUUCGUAGAUAUCUUGCUGCAUGUUCUGCUGCAUGGAUAGCAUCUUGUGUUUGCUACUGGUAUUAUACUACACAAUCGUCAAGUGUGCAAAUUCAUAGUUCAUUACGAACUGGGUCUGAAUUUGUUACAUAUAUAAUGAAUUCAAACCCCCGUAACUGUUUCAAUUUGUUGCGGAUGGAAAGGGAUGCUUUUAAAAAACUAUGUACACUUUUGAGAGCAAAAUCCCUACUUCAUAAUAAGAGAAGUGUGUUGGUAGAAGAACAAGUGGCUAUAUUCUUGAAUACAGUUGCACAUAAUGAACGUAAUAGGGUGAUGCAAGCUCAAUUUCAACAUUCUGGUCAGACUAUUAGCUAUUAUUUCAAUAAAGUGUUGAAGGCAGUUGUAGCUUUGGGUCCGGAUUUCUUAUUACCCCCUGGCAGAGAAAUACCUGAUUGCAUCUUAAACAAUCCCAUGUUCUAUCCAUAUUUUAAGGUAACAAAUACCCACUGCUUUAGAAACUUAGUUAAGCUGCUAUUUCGGUUUAUUACAACUAACUUGAUAUUGCCUUGCAAGGAUUGUGUUGGAGUAAUCGAUGGAACACACAUACCAGCUUGGGUUGGGAGCAACACAAACGAAAGAUUCCGUAAUAAAAAGGGUGAACAAUCCCAAAAUGUAUUGGCUGCUGUCUCAUUUGAUAUGUGUUUCCAAUACGUACUUGCUGGUUGGGAAGGAUCUGCUGCAGACUCAAGAAUUUUAGAUAGCGCAAUUAACAGAGAGACUAAUCCUUUAAGAGUGCCUCAAAGAAAGUACUACCUCGUGGAUGCAAGCUAUCCCAAUACGCAUGGUUUUAUUGCCCCGUAUCCUGAUGUUGAAUGUCAAUUUAAUGAAAUUAUGGAUACUCAAGCUCCGAGGGCGCUACAAGAGUUAUUUAAUCAUCGGCAUUUGUCAUUGUGGAACAUUGUUGAACGCACAUUUGGAUUAUGGAAAGCACGCUUUCCUAUCCUAAAGAGCCAAUCUCGCUAUCCUUUUGAUACACAGGUCAUGCUUGUUAUCGCUACAUGCGUAUUGCAUAACUUUAUUCGAAUGACAACAGGAAACGAUUCCGAAAUCGAGUCAGGGUUUGAAAAUCAGGUGAUGCAAGAAAUGAUAGGAACAUAUGAGGGUGAUGAAAAUAAUGAAACAUUGAUGAUAGAUUCUCAAAGUAUUGACGACCAUGAUUUUGGUGUACAGUUGCGAGAGGAAAUUGCAACACAAUUGUGGGAUGACUAUCAAAAUAGUUGAUACAAUCCAGUCAUCUUAUUCAAUUUUGCACAUAUUUGUAAUUACGUCAAAAUUUUAUUUAAAUACAUAGACUGUGAUAAUAGUUUUGGGUUUUUGCUUUUAUUGUUGUUCUUAUCUUUAUUAUGCAUAUGAUACCGAGGAAUGCAGCCUUAUAGACAAAGGGGAACAUACAAAAGCCCACUAAAUAGGAGGUAAUGAUUUCUUGCGUUUCUUUGA
Molecule: messenger RNA, 1575 nt
Organism: Amborella trichopoda
Lineage: Eukaryota; Viridiplantae; Streptophyta; Magnoliopsida; Amborellales; Amborellaceae
Source: RefSeq, a predicted model, not a curated record